Ilex paraguariensis (yerba mate) is the source of this 1535-nucleotide messenger RNA. The record is from the annotation of a GenBank genome assembly. Lineage: Eukaryota; Viridiplantae; Streptophyta; Magnoliopsida; Aquifoliales; Aquifoliaceae.
AUGAUUGUAGAAGAGAUUGUGGCAUGUCCAAAUAGUGUUGAUACUUACUGGGAGAUUGAGCCUGAACAAUUAAACAAGAUAUACGAGCUUUGCGGAUCUCCUGAUGAGAUUAACUGGCCUGGAGUUUCCAAGAUUCCUUGGUAUAACAAGUUCAAACCAGCAAGGUCAAUGAGGAGACGAGUUAGGGAGGUUUUCAGACAUUUCGAUCGCCAUGCUCUGGAUUUACUGGAUAAAAUGCUUAGUCUUGAUCCAUCUCUGAGAAUAUCUGCAAAGGAUGCACUUGAUGCUGAAUAUUUCUGGACUGAUCCCUUGCCUUGUGAUCCCAAGAGUUUGCCUAAAUAUGAAUCCUCGCAUGAGUUCCAGACAAAGAAAAAAAGACAACAGCAGAGACAAAAUGAAGAAAUAGCAAAGAGACAGAAACUGCAUCACCCACAACAGCAUGCACGCCUGCCUCCCAUCCAACAAACUGGGCAAGCUCCUCCUCCAUAUUGGUCUGGACCUAAUCAUCUCGUGAACAAUUCCCAGCCUCCACUUCAUCAUCAGUACGGAAAGCCUCGUGGUCCUCCUGGAGGGCCUAAUAGGUAUCCUCCAAGUGGAAACCCCAGUGGCGGGUAUUAUCCAGAUCCAGGGGGUCAAGGUGGGGGGUAUAGUGGUGGGUCAUAUCCAUCUCAGGGACGGGGACCAUAUCCUGGAAGCAAUGUGCCCACUAAUGGUCCCCAAGGAGCCACGGGUGGUUAUGGAGUUGGCCCUCCUAACUAUCCCCAAAGUGGUCAGUACGGAGGCUCUGGUGCUAACAGAGGUCCUAAUCCAAUGGCCAGUAGUCGAAAUCAGCAGUAUGGUUGGCAGCAAUAGACAUUGUGAACCAAUAUAAAUGUAGAUGAUACACUGACAAAUAGUAGGGGAUCCAAUGAGAAAAGAAAGCAUUGUUGGAAAUUCAGCUUUAGUUUCGGGGACUUCUCAGAUUAGGAACUUGUGAGUGGACAUGUAGACUUGUUAGUUGAGCUCUGAUAUUGAAAACAAAAAAAGUUUCAUUUGUGACAUUACAAGUUGAAAAUGUUGGCAAUGUAAAACUGCGUGGCUUUGGUUUCUGAGGCCUGGUUCAGUGGUUCUUCAUUUGCCGAUAAGAAUGACAAGGCUUGGAUCCUGGUGCCUGUAUCACUACAUACAUUAUUGCCAGGUAUGUUGCUUAUUAAUGGUGGUAGAGAAGUGUUUCAGCUGAGCAAAGUUUUUCUUGUAAAUUUUUUUUAGAGGCUACUUACUUUUUCUUGGUUGUCGGACCAUGACAAGUGGCAAUGUGUCUCGGGUCUUGAAUUGAUAGCAAGAUUGUUUAUCAUUCAUCUCUUUCAGAUCCCAUCAUAAUCAAGAGUCACAUUGUAAACUUGUUAUGAUAGAGGGGACAAAGUUGCAGUAGAUCAUACAUUUCCGAAUUAUUUGGCAUGGCCUCAUAACUUUGGGUGUAGCUGCAAAAUUUUAUUGUAGACAUGGCAACAGGCUGGUUUGGAGGGGACAUGUUUGUGGUCAUUCACAUACAACUC